UACUGUUUUUCCUGUGCACCUUGAGCGCACCACACGCAAAUGUCUUAAAUGAAAUAGAAAGUAUGUUGUCCUGUGACUGUCACAGGACGACAUAAUUAUUACUGAAUGGUCGGACAAACAUAGUCAUGGAUUUGAGUAAACCAGUCAGAUACCAUGGGUUAGUGAACCAGGGAGCUACGGAUUACCUGAACAGUGUCCUGCAGGUGCUGUUCAUGACAGAAGACUUCAGAGAAAGCAUCAAAAAGAGCAACGCAGGGAACGAGCGCAUUGACAGAGAGCUGAAGGAACUGUUUGAAGACUUGGAAAAAUAUGAUGCGUCUACGUACAACAUUACAAAUAAACUCAAGAUCAGAAAUGUGCAUGAGCAGCGUGAUGCAGCAGAGCACUUUGAGAAGAUUUUACGUCUGACCAGUCCAGAAGCCUCCCAGAUCUUCCAUGGAGAGUCGAUAAACAGAAAUACAUGUCAAGAAUGUAAUGCUAAAACUGAGACUGCAGCAGGAUUCUGGAGCCUCCCUCUUCCUCUGGUGAAUGAUAACAAUGAAUAUAGUGUGGAAAAGGGCAUUGAGGACUUCUUCCAUCCUUCGGUGAUCACUGGAGAUGAUCAGAUGUACUGUGAGAACUGUGAUAAAAAAUGUGAUGCUGUUCUGGGUUGUGAGGUGAAAGAUCAUCCAGAGGUCUUGGUACUGUUGUUAAAGCGCUUUGAGUUUGACUACAGUUCCAUGGUCUAUGUCAAAAUCAACCAGCCUGUCAAUGUGCCCCAAACUCUGCAGAUGUCGGGGGAACACCUUUAUAACCUGUAUGCCAUUGUAGAACAUUCUGGAGAACUGAGACGUGGACAUUAUGUUUCCAUUAUUAGAUCACAGAACGAUGAUGAAUGGUAUAUUUUUAAUGAUUCUAUGGCUCCACAUUCUGUUUCACCAACACUGGAAAGGUCCCGAAGAGCUUAUCUACUGUUUUACCAAAAACAAAAAGAAACUCUGCAAGACAAUAUCUCAGAUGGUAUCAACAAAACAACUGAGAAGGAGCAAGUUCCAGCUAAUGAACUGAAAAAUGAAGAAACAGCAGUCGGGGCUACAUCACUACACCAGUAACCCCGGAAAUCCAAUAGAAAGAAGGCAAGAUUUCACUGAGACAGAAACAGGCUUGAAAAUGAAAGUGACCAAAUUAGGAGGACCAAAUUAUUCAAAUAACAUUUAGGAAAAGAAAUACAGAGAAAUAUAAUAAGAAAUUAAAACUACAAAUAGUGAUAAAGGCCCUUGCAACCUUUGCACCUGUGGAAGAGCAAUGACAAACUUUUUUUUUUUCUGUCUCAUUAUGACUUUAUUUGUGUGAAUCUAACAAUAUUUUCAGAAGUUAAGUUUUAUUCUUAGAAAAUGGCCACUUCAUUAAGAACUCGUUAUGACCACAUCUUGAGACUUCCCGUCAAUUCUUUUAAAAACUUUUGACCCCAGAUAUGGCCUGAUGACACUGCUUCAGUUUGAAGUCUGUGGGAUAAAAACCCUAUAACAAUUUUGUUAAAGUACAAGGUCUAGAUUUUGGAUGACUCAAGUUUAAUAUAAUUUAUUUACCUUACCUUCAUCUUUCAGUAUUUUUUCUCUGGGUCUUCACUGAAAAUUAGAGCUCACUGAGUUCUACCUUUUGAUACUAAUCACAUGUAUACGAUAUUUGUUAUUGUUUACUACUUGACUUUUGUCAAGUUAUUUUCUUAUUUGCACAAUACUUACUGUGCAUAAAAAAGUGGUGUAUAUUGUGUUUGAACUUGAGGUUAAUUAAAUUUGCACUUCAUCACUUUCAUCAUUUGUUGAAUGAAUAUCAUCUAGACUGUAAUUACACUAUAGACCCAACGUUCCAGUAAAACAAAUGAUCUACUGUUGUAUGUUUUAUAAAAAUAAAUAAAUACAUAAAACGUG
Molecule: messenger RNA, 1910 nt
Organism: Boleophthalmus pectinirostris (great blue-spotted mudskipper)
Lineage: Eukaryota; Metazoa; Chordata; Actinopteri; Gobiiformes; Gobiidae
Product: ubiquitin carboxyl-terminal hydrolase 47-like
Exons: 11
Coding region: 126-1091 (321 amino acids)
Biological process (GO): protein deubiquitination
Cellular component (GO): cytosol; nucleus
Molecular function (GO): cysteine-type deubiquitinase activity; cysteine-type endopeptidase activity
Source: RefSeq, a predicted model, not a curated record